Molecule: messenger RNA, 804 nt
Organism: Gavialis gangeticus (Gharial)
Lineage: Eukaryota; Metazoa; Chordata; Crocodylia; Gavialidae
Gene: OTOS
Product: otospiralin
Exons: 3
Coding region: 337-606 (89 amino acids)
Biological process (GO): sensory perception of sound
Source: RefSeq, a predicted model, not a curated record
AAAGGUAAUUUCCACAGUGAAAAUUAAAUGGCCACAAAACAAAAUAAUUCUAAGGCAUUUACUUUCAUGCCAAUACAAGUGAUCUUUUGAAUUUAUGCCACUUAAAAUUUCACUCUUAUUUAUAAAUUUCACUAUUUUUUAAUAUUUGUAAUUUUUUACAAUUAAUUUUUAAGGACAUGUAAAAUUCUUGUUUGGCCUUUGCUGAAAUUGAGGCACUGCAACAUACUUUUUGGUGUACAAUAAAACAAUGUAUUUUGCACAAAUAUUGAUGUGUUCUGAUACAUUUCAGUUGUAUAGAUUAUAUUUCAGAAACAGGAAUAACAACUUGCAGGGAAGAUGAAGUUUAUCUUUAUUGGCUUAGUUUUCUUCUGCAUGCUGAUGAACAUGUUAACAGAUGCUUGGCCGAUCCAAGAUGAAGAUGAUCCCUAUCAAGUACCUGCCUCCAUGCCCUACUGGCCUUUCUCGUCCAAUGAUUUCUGGUCAUAUGUGGAGUAUUUCCGGACCCUGGGAGCAUACAACAGAAUCAAUGAAAUGGCCAGAACCUUCUUUGCUCACUACCCUAUUGGAAAUGGCCUUGGUUACCACAUGCCAGCUCAUGAACAUUAGUGACUUUACUCAUUUUGCUAAUGCAAAUGAUGAGCUUUUUAAAGGAAUGUACUACUGCCUGUAAACUCGUGAAUUGCCAGUUCAGUCACUUCUGUCAUUUCUAUGCUUUUUAACUGUUUGAGUACUCAUAUACUGUAUAGUAUUUGCUUUUUUGUAAAAUUGCUGAUGAUUUUAGUGUAGUUUAUAUUUUUAAUACAA